Echinops telfairi (small Madagascar hedgehog) is the source of this 2278-nucleotide messenger RNA. RefSeq names its product ring finger protein 24 (gene RNF24). Gene Ontology annotation, molecular function: ubiquitin protein ligase activity; zinc ion binding. Gene Ontology annotation, cellular component: endomembrane system. The record is from RefSeq and is a predicted model, not a curated record. The transcript has 6 exons. Bases 80 to 526 code for a protein of 148 amino acids. Lineage: Eukaryota; Metazoa; Chordata; Mammalia; Afrosoricida; Tenrecidae.
CCGCGGGCCCGCGCCCACCUCGCUCCCGACACUGCCCAGGCACCCAGCCUUGCUGGCGCUAGGAGGGGAAGGUUCAUCCAUGAGCUCGGAUUUCCCACAUUACAACUUCAGGAUGCCCAACAUUGGAUUCCAGAAUCUGCCUCUCAACAUAUAUAUUGUGGUUUUUGGCACUGCUAUAUUUGUCUUCAUCCUGAGCUUACUCUUCUGUUGCUACUUGAUUAGGCUAAGACAUCAAGCACACAAAGAAUUUUAUGCCUACAAACAGGUUAUAUUAAAAGAAAAAGUAAAAGAACUAAAUUUGCAUGAGCUCUGUGCAGUGUGUCUCGAAGACUUCAAGCCUCGAGAUGAGCUGGGGAUUUGUCCGUGUAAGCACGCCUUCCACAGAAAGUGCCUUAUUAAGUGGCUGGAGGUGCGGAAAGUGUGUCCGCUGUGCAACAUGCCUGUUCUGCAGCUGGCCCAGCUGCACAGUAAGCAGGUCCGUGGACCCCCUCAGGGGCCCCUCCCUGGGGCAGAGAACAUUGUAUAGCUCACCACCAGGAUCAGACUGUUACAGGAGACACCGUCUGCGUGGAGCCAGGAGAAACGCCAGUGGGCUCUGGGGUGGCUGCUCUACCUGAGGCACCAGCUGCCACUUCCUCUGCCUCAUGAAGAACUCUUGGGUCAACCAAGCUGGAAAGCCACACGUCUGGUCUUGUGACAACCAAAGCACUGACACUACAACACUACCCCGUGCCAGAAGAGGAGUGGACGUGGCUGUGGGCUGGGUUCAGGAAGCUCCUGAGGGUAUCUACCACCUUCAUCACACUGUCUCCCAGACCCCUGGCCCACUGAACCUUUACCGAGCAGAAGGGAUGGUAAACAAGUGUGAGGGAAGGGAGCUGAGGGCAGGUCUUGGGGACACACAGCUGAACUUCUAUCGAGGCCAUGCAUGUCUUCGCAGCAGCACCCCCCAGCAGUCCCUGCGCCACACACCAGCAGUACCUCACCCAAAGUAGGCCCGCACACCCAUGGUUGGUGGGGCAGUGCCAAUGAUGCUUUACACGUAGUUCCUUCACUAGGGCCAUUUUGCAAGGACUGUGACUCAGUCCCUUCCCGUCAGGUUCGCAACACCUACUUUCAGUUCAUGAGCUGAGAGCAUUUGAUGCUGAAAAGCCGUUUCCACCUGUCAUUCCCAAGCCUCCACUCACUGUUGAGUCACCCUGCUCAAUCCACCGUUCAGGAGCCUCAGUGGAAGGUGGGGGCCAGCACUGUCCCUGUGUGACCCAGCGGGAGCCAGAGUGCCGGUUCCAGGGAGCUGCUGCCCUUGGUCCCUGCCCUGGAAGCCCACUGAGAAGGGUGUAAUCUUUCUGAAACAAGGCUGCGGGUACCGACAACCCCCCCCUCCAUCCUUUACUCUGGUUUCCCCAAAAGCACGGGCCUUUUUCCUGUCCUGUCUUGCCCUUUUUCUGUACUUUCUGAAAAAUACCUGUCACUGACUUAAAAAAUAUUUUUGAAAGCAUCCGAAAUCAGAUCCCACCAUAAUUCUAAAAUCCACUUGAAACUGUAAAUACUUUCAGGAAGCUCCUGCCAGGCUGUUCACCAUCUAGUGGUACCCAGUCAGUAUUUGGACUUUUGAUAACUAAUUUAAGUGUCUUUAUAGGAGAGAUGCAUGCUGCUUUUUGGCUCUUACUGCCCAAUUUUUCUAGACGUGACUCAGAGUCCCUUAGGAUUCAUGAACUUUAUGUAACUUAGCUGUGUAAAGUGGCAGUGGGUCAGCUAGGAAGUUCCUGUCCACAGCCCUGCUCUCUCCAUCCUGCCCUGCUGCAAGAGCGCCUGCCUCAACCCCUGGUCAACUGCUUCCGGGCCCUGCUCCACCUCACAGGUGGGAAAGGGGACGCCUUGGUCUUGGGAUGUGGGAGAGGGAGGGAGCUUUGCUUUGUCUCUCCAGCAGUUUUAUAUUUUUUUGGAAUUCAACCUCUGCCAUCUUGGAGAGGGAACUUGACCAUGGUUCAGGUGGCUGAGGUCAGAGGAGGAGGAAAAUCCCCAUUGGCCUAGGAGCAUGCUGGGCAGCCUGGAAAGUUACAGCUCCAGUUGGUCAGAGAGUUGGCGGUUUGCUCUGUGAGCUGUGCAUGGUAUGCUGGUUAGACCGCCUCCUAAGCAGGGCAGUGUGGAACCCUUUCAUAUGAAAGCCUUAGCCUGUUUGGCACCCAUGAAAAGAACUCUUUGUAUUCCCCUCCUUUCCCCGUCUCUGUGUUGUCUGUCUGUAGUACAAUAGAGUUGAAUGCUGCGAAACACUCCA